UAAUUGGAGCAGUAACAUUUCUGAAGAUAUGUCAACAGAAAUAGUUACACAAGUAGAUUCUGAUGAAACGAUUGAAAGUUUUUCGGAAUCCAACAAAUCGAUCCCGGCUCACUUAAAGACAUAUUCUGAAGCUAUUUAUACUAGCAGAAAGUUUGCUUCUCUAUCAUGUAAAAAUGCCACUAAUUCUGACCAGACCAAUUAUCUAGGUAAUAAGUAG
Molecule: messenger RNA, 217 nt
Organism: Dentiscutata heterogama
Lineage: Eukaryota; Fungi; Glomeromycota; Glomeromycetes; Diversisporales; Gigasporaceae
Source: the annotation of a GenBank genome assembly